Messenger RNA from Trichomonas vaginalis G3, 1374 nucleotides. RefSeq lists its product as uncharacterized. NCBI's taxonomy places the organism in Eukaryota, Parabasalia, Trichomonadida, Trichomonadidae. Bases 1 to 1374 code for a protein of 457 amino acids. The transcript has a single exon. The record is from RefSeq and is a predicted model, not a curated record.
AUGGAAAGCAAAAAGAAAGAUCCAAUUCUAACCGCAGUAGAUAUAUUUAAUGCAGGCUAUGAGUUGUGCGUCAAUGAAACAUACGAACUUAUGAAUACAAAGUCAUUUGUUUCAGCAGGCAUAUUAUUUGUUGUUUGCGUUUUACUUACAGCGCUUGCAAUCUUCAUAUCACCUAAUCCAAAAUUCACAAUCAUCAAGAAACCUGAAGGCACAGAAGAAAGAACGAAAGCUUUAAGUUUAGCUAUCAGAUAUAAAAAUCUUAAGUUUUAUCAUAGAGCAAUCACAUAUGGCAUACAGUCAAACGUGCAGAAGAAACCACUUCUGAUUGUCGUCUCUGGAACAAUCAAACUGAAAAAGAACGGGCGCAUAGAAAAAGAACAAACUCUUGAAGACAAGCCGUUCAGGCUUCCUCCUAAGACCAUUGUUCCAAUAUUUACUACAGGGCGUCGUGAAGUCACAGAUAUCGUUGCAGAUCUCGAUAUUACGUUAAACGAUGGAACAUUUGAUAAUUUGUACACAAUUUGGACACACGAAAACGCGAGUUGGAUAUUCUUCAAUAUUCUGAUACGCUCCGUCUCUUUCUUCACUGCUCUCUACCUUGGAUUCCAUCUUUUAACGAGAUUGGCUUCAUUGAAAAAUAAAUCGCCAACAUACACUCAGAGAUUCCUUAUGAUAGCAUCAUUUAUUCUUUCGAUCUUCUGGCUACCAUCACCUGAGCUCCGUUACUUCGAUUUGUUGAAAUCUUUCACUCCAUUGAUUUCCCUUCUUGAAAACGUCAAUUGUGCAUUUCUUUUCUACAUCAUCAACGUUGUAUGCUGGAAUCUACACUUUCGCUUUACAGAUGCUGAAAUUCCUUUCAUUAAAAGGACAACAUUUGCAUUCUUCAUGAUGUGUGGCGUUUUAGCACUUCCUAAAGCUAUCAGAUUCAACGAUACAUUCUACCAGGAUAUUCUCGAGGUCUGGAUUCCUGCUGCGACCAUGGCAGCGAUUACAUUAAAUUUAAUUCGCUUCCCGCUCUUCCUAAACAGCAACAGCCCCGAGUUUAUGUCUUCCUUCUUGCACCUAUUCUGCGCUGUACCUGCAAUGGCCAUGAUGACGUACGCAACAGCAAUAAGAGCCGAAAGAACUUCGAAAUUGUCAGUUUUUUCGGCCAUGCUCAACACCCUCUCUUAUAUGUUCAUUGUUCUCGUUCACUGGCCGAGAGAUGACGCAGGAGCUGAUGCCCAGUACGUCGCUGCUGAGAAGGCGUUCGAUCAUGUGGGACAAAUCGACGAUGACAUGAAAGGACACCUCGAUUUGGACAUCAGAGCUGAGAGUGACUUCGAUGAUGGUUCAUAUUACUCGGAAGAAGAAGAUGACGAAGAGGAAGAUUAA